GUCAUUGGCGGCGCCUGUCGCGACCCCCUCCUUCUCCUCUUGGGAUUGCGAGUGUGCCAGCGCGCGCUUAAACAGAACCACCCACGAGACAGCCAAGUGCUCCCGCCUCCGGGUUUUUGUAUAAUUCGCUGCCCAUCCCAUCUCGGUCGAGUGCCGUUUUCCUUGAGUGGUCUCCAUCUCGAUAUCUGUGCUUCAAGUUGAACUUCGGUUUCCUUGUCUUUUCCUUAUCACGAACCACUUUCCUUUGCUUCCUCUUUUUCUUCUACUAUCACUAGGUUGUUGUUCAUUUCCCCGACUAUUCCAUUGCCAACUCCUGCUGCUUCCUUCCACUACUGGGAGUUUUAAGCUUGCCCUUCCUCCACCUAUCUCACCACCAAGUCGACGGCUACACAGUCCAAAAUGGCUCCCCAGCAGGUCAAGGAGAAGAGGCCUUCUGCCUCGGACUUCGAGGUCGACUCGCAAGACCUGCACCUCCAGUCCAAGGUGCGCGCCCUGCAGCACGUCGACGGCGUGCGGACUGGUCUCACGCUCCUAUCCCUCCUCAUGGGCAUCGCCGUCCUCGGAGUCUCGGCCGAUACCCUGCACGUCUAUGACGCCACGCGUGUGCCCCAGGAGAUGCAGGGGGUCCUCCCCCUGUGGCCGCAGGCCUUCAACCUGCGCCCGACUGUGGCUCUCGUGGUUGGCGCCGUAUUCGUUGUCAUCACCAACAUCGUUUCUAUCAUGUGCAGCCGCAUCACCAUCGUCCGGAACCGCGCUAUGAUCCACACCUCGCAAUCUCUGGCCGCGCCUGUUGUUGGCCUCAUUGCUGCUAUCAUCGCCAUGAUCUUCUUUUACGCCGUCAACGCGUCGAACCAGGAGGACACGCUCAUCAGCUGGACCUGCCGCUGGCAAGCCCUCUCCAUGAUGGAGCGCCCCCACUUUGACACUCUCUGCAAGGAGAGCUGGGCAGGCCUGUACCUGGCCAUCCUGCUCAUCCCCGUAGAGGCCAGCGUGCUCGCCGCCGCCGUGUGGCAGGCCAAGCUCGAGAAGUACACAAGCGCCUACACGUACGCUAGGGACUCGCGCACCCCUAGCCCGCAGCCUCCCCGCGAGACUGCCUGAAUGCUCACUCACGCUGGGCUGUGAGGCCGGUGGGCGUCGGGACGGGAAGUGGCCACGCGUGUGUCUUUGCAAGAUCCGCCUUGCCCUUAGUACCACUGGCGGCUUUGUUUGAGCAAUCGAGAUGUUGCCCGUACGGGAUAAAACUGCAGGCCGCCUAUACGAGGCGUUGGGCUUUGUUUUUCACCUUGGAUUUCUUCCGUGACUUGGUUCCCAGGUGGUUCGUUUAAUAUCUUCUUGGCUAUGGUGGUUCUCCUUGGUCUAUUAUAUCUACUGUUUAUUUGGCGAACAUUUUUAUCUUGCUCUUGUCUUUCACUUUUUAUUCCUCCCAUCCUAUCAUGAACACAGACACAAUGUGACACGAAUAGGUACCUACCUAGUCGUGAAUCUUAUUACACGCCUGUCACAUCCUAAAAACAAGGGAGCCUUUUAACUUUGGCUACGCCUCUGUUCCAUAUGGUCGCGGCAACACCCGCUGCAUCAUAUUCAU
This is a messenger RNA of Gaeumannomyces tritici R3-111a-1, 1588 nucleotides long. RefSeq lists its product as hypothetical. Bases 400 to 1101 code for a protein of 233 amino acids. The transcript is spliced from 2 exons. Lineage: Eukaryota; Fungi; Ascomycota; Sordariomycetes; Magnaporthales; Magnaporthaceae. The record is from RefSeq and is a predicted model, not a curated record.